UUUUGGUUACCUGCUCCUUACUCCCACUUCUUCUCUCCAUGAAUUUAUAUAUAUACACAUAUAUGCAUAUAACAAAUGAUUCAUUGAUUUAGAGUUUUGUUUCUCUCUGAAUCAGGACAAAAGGGUUUUCCGAUCUAUACCAAAAGACCACAAGGAUUGAUCCAUGGAAUUCUUUUUUCGGCAGUGUAUUUUCUUUUUCCUUUUUCAGUUUUGCUCGAUUUUUUUACUUAUUUUCUUUCUCUCUCCACUGUUUCAAAGCCAGCUUCUCUUUUGUCGGAGCCAUCAGAGCUCAGUAAUUGUUCUCAGCUUCAAGUGAUUCAGCUUCGUUCGAAUCGAUUGAUCGGCAAUGUAACGGCGGAUUUCUUUCGGUUGUCUCGUUUAAAAGAGCUUGGUUUGGGUUCUAACAAGUUAAAUGGUGAAAUCCCAGAAGAAAUCACCUUUUAGAUGGAAAUCGCCUUACAGGUAACAUACCAGAUUCAUUUUCAAACAUGUCUAUUUGAAGUACUUGAAUUUUUCUAGAAAUAAUCUUGAAGGUGAGAUUCCAAGUGGAUUAGGUUCUUUAUUCAAUGAUAAUUCUGUAUUUUCAAUGACUGAAAAUUUAUGUGGUAAGCCAUUGAAUAAUGACUGUAAAAAUGUGAGAAAAAAGAAACAGAGGAAGCUGAUUUUGUUGAUUGCCAUGGUCGUUGGUGGUAUUGGGCUAUUUGUCUUGUUUUGUUGCGGUUACAUUUAUAGUCUUCUAUAGUGGGAAGAGGUGAAUGACCGGAGAGAAGAAGCGGAGUACGAGUAGUGCUAGUUUGGGAGCAGAUCAAAGUCGUGGAAGUUCAACUUCGCUAAUUCAGUAAACUUUAAGAAUAUUAGACCUCCUGUAAUGGAAGGCUUAGAUACAUUAAUCAUGAGAAAGAAACAAUCUUCAAAGUCAAGUAGCCUUGAAAGCAAUGGUAGUUCUUCAAAUCAAACAUCACCUGCAUCUCAAUGGUUUUACUCAAAAUCAUCAAAGAAGUCGGGAACUGAUGAAAAAAGUGUUGCAGGGAACACUAUGGCUGUCCAGGCAGACAUGCCAUUCAGUGGCCUCACUACUUUUGGAAUUGCAUUUUUGUCGAAGUUUGAGUGUUCUCAAAUGCCACAUCCAGUGCUAUUUGCUGGGGUUUACAAGGAGCUACGUCAGGCAUGGAGGAUGCCAAAGAGCAAAUUGUACAGGAGUCCAAAAAUUCCACGCUACCAUCUCAAGAUGAGCUUGCCGUUGAAUGUUUCUUUUAGGAUAGGAGCAAAUGGUUUGGAGAACUCCCUUGGGAAGAAAGUUUGCGGGAUGCACACGAGUUUGGAAAACUUGUUCUGUUUUAGAACUUGGAUCCACUUACUCUUGAGAAGUGGAGAUAUAGUUUGGAAUGCCUUCAAUGAAACUUGCAGAGCAAAGAUGGUGCAAAAGAAAGCGCAUUUUUGGAUGCCACAACAAUUCAGGACUGAGACUCGGUCAAGUGAAAUAUUCAGGAGACCAACUAUGACAAGUCAUCUAGGAUGGUGUUGCUCGGAGCAAGGAUGGGCGAAUGUGAACGUUGAUGGGGUAGCCGAGGUUGGCAUAGGUCAAGUGAGGGUCGGAGGGGUGGUUUGGGACUCCUAUGGUAGCUGGAUUAUUGGUUUUAGAAGAAUCAUUGGUAUUAGAUCAGUGCUCCAUUUGGAAUUGUGGGCGCUGCUUGAAGGGCUGGAAGUUGUUUGGAGUAAAGGCUAUUGA
Gossypium raimondii (Peruvian cotton) is the source of this 1729-nucleotide messenger RNA. RefSeq lists its product as uncharacterized. The coding region runs from base 869 to 1729 and encodes 286 amino acids. Gene Ontology annotation, molecular function: RNA-DNA hybrid ribonuclease activity; nucleic acid binding. Lineage: Eukaryota; Viridiplantae; Streptophyta; Magnoliopsida; Malvales; Malvaceae. The transcript has 12 exons. The record is from RefSeq and is a predicted model, not a curated record.